AUGUCCAAUGAGGAAGGCAAUGGCUCCACCGUCCAUUUGGCCGCAGAAGAAGACGAGCUUGAGGGCGACAACUUCUUGGUGAAAGACCGUUCGUGCACAGAUUGUUGGUGCAUUCUGGUCUUCCUCGCUGCACUAGCAGUUUUCGUGUUCGUGACAUUCCUCGGCCUCCAGGAUGGGAAUCCUCGGAAGCUGUAUCUGCCGCGCGACUACAGCGGCAGCUACUGCGAUGCAGAUUCCAACUGGGGGACCGACUACAAUCUGCAGGGCUUCCCAUUCCUCAGCUACACCAUGAACGUCACGUCUACGACAGAUCUGGUCGUCAAAGAACUGAUCUGUUCGUAUGCAGCCCGCGAUGCUUUGGUCGGUGGUUCUAGCCCACUGCUGACAAGCAUGUCAGAGCAACAGGCAUAUCUAUGCCAUUGCUGCCUUGCGCCUUGUGCCAAGUGCACCGGCAGCUACAAGACGGAGAAGCUACAGAGUGGGGGCCUUCAGGGGACCAUCUCUGGCAAGAUGUCCGAGAUCACCGGCCUGGGAGGGGACCUCUUCAGUUCUAGUGGCUCCAACGGCGAGCUCUUUACGGAGAUCUGGAGCGAGGCCACGAUGUACUUCCACAUGGUCUGUCUUCCCGACUGUUCCACGAGUUUUGCCACACUGAACGGGACCAACACCGCGCGACGGUGGACCUAUGAAAUGGCACCUGACGACCCUCUGGCGCCUUACUGGGCCAUGUUGAAGACUUCCGGACCACAGGAGAUCCAGGCCACGAUCAACUCGUCCUUUACCUUUCUGGCACUUCCGGAGUCUCUUUGUCCUUACCCUGCCUCGAAAUGCAUACCAAUGCCGGGUGUGGAGCUCACUGAAGGCAUGCCAGGGCAUUGCAGCUUGGGUCUAUCCACCACUGCUCAAGAACAGCUUGGCGCAGCUUUGUCAGAUGCGUUCGGAAGCCUUGGAUCUCAGGCUUUCCAAGAAGAACUCGCUUCUUUCCAGACCUUCGGCAGCCUUUUCGGCGAGGCUUUCAAAACAGGCGAUACAUUUGCUACCACAGCCGUGUCGUGCCUCAUCAUUGGCUUCGUCUACAUCAUCCUCCUUCGCUUCCUCGUUGGCGUUUGUGUGUGGACGGCGCUAUUUGCGAUGCUCCUGCUAUUUGCUCUGGGUGGUGGCGUUGUGUAUGCCAGCUCAAGCCAGUGCCAGGGGACUGACUUGCUGGACACCUCGUACGAAAUGGCAAUGGCUGCUGCCACGUCUAUACAGCAUUAUUCGACCACGCUCGUGCAGCAGACCCUUGACGGCGAGUCUUGGGAGGUUCCAAGCGAAGUUCUGAUGGGCGACGGAGCCAACUAUACAGGUAUGCAAAGACGAAGUGUGGAAGGAUAUAGCUGCAUACAGUGGGGCUUGGCGAACACCCUGGCAGAGAACUACUCCCAGGCGAAUUUCCCAGACUCCAACCUGACCGGCAAUUUCUGUCGGAACCCGUACAAUGCAAGUACAGCCACAGACGAGACCAAGGCCAGCACUAUCUGGUGCUUCACUGCAGAUGAGAAAGUCACAUGGCAAGAGUGCCGCCCCAUUGGCGUGAUCCGACCUCUGUGCCAGAAUGGCUAUGCGGUGCCUGAUGAGGGAGUCCGUCUCCUGCUGGAGUACGCUGCAUAUGCGCUAUGGGUCCUCGGUGGAUUGUACUUGUUUCUUGUGCUUUGCUUUUGUGGUCGAAUUCGGCUUGCAAUUGCCGUGAACAAAGUCGCUGCGACCUUCGUGGCCCAAACACCACAAGUCAUGCUAGUGCCCGUGAUCCAGGCUCUGGUGGCAGUUCUGUGGAUUGGCCUGUGGAUCUUUUGUUCCUCCUUCCUCUUGUCCCAAGUGCCGGAAGAUUACACACCAAAAGAUGCUUAUGCCACAUAUGCCGAGGCAUAUGGAACGGUGGACACGCCUGGCAGAUGCACUGACAAAUGGCCCACGGGCUUCACCUACAAGGACGACGACAACUGUGCCAGCGUGAAUGGGACUGCCCAUUGCUGGAAGUGUGGCCAGCCGCGUUUCGCCUUCGACUGGCGCUUUGCGUGUUCCUUCUUCGUGUUUCUGUGGAACAAUGCUUUGAACAUAGCGCUUGGUCAGUUCAUGAUUGCUGCAUCCGUUGCAGCCUGGUUUUUCACUCCAAACCGAUUGAAAGGAAGACGAGGAUCGGUAAGGCAGUCUGCCUACUUUGCCUUCCGCUUCCACUUUGGAUCAUUGGCUUUCGGCUCCUUCAUCAUCGCCGUGGUGCAGUUUGUUCGGUAUAUUUUGCUGUAUCUUGAGAAGCAAGCGCAGGCGCAGAAGAAUCGGGUGAUGGCCCUGCUUUUGCGAGUCCUGCGCUGCUGUAUGUGGUGUUUGGAGAAGUUCCUCAAGUUCUUGAACAAAAACGCAUACAUUCAGAUAGCCAUUCUCGGGACCAACUUCUGCACGUCUGCGAAGAAGGCUUUCUUCCUGAUCUUAAACAAUGCCUUGCGAUUUGGAGCUGUUGCCCUUCUGGGUAUGGUGAUAAACGUCAUUGGGUACAUCUUCAUCAUUGCCUCCACGGUGGCGGUGGGAUAUUUGCAGCUGACAGCCAUGCAUCCAAACACCUCGCCGGUGAUACCCGUUGCCAUGUACGUGGCUUGUGGUUACGUUGUCGCCCGGCUGUGCAUGAACGUGUUCGAGCUCGCGGUGGACACGAUGCUACAGUGCUUCUUAGUGUGUGAGGAGGAGAAAGAGAAGAUCACCGGUGAUUUCGUGCCGAGUCAGAUGCUCGAAUGGCUUUCAGACACUGCGAAGGGAGACGACAAAGAAAUGGACAAGGAGUGA
This is a messenger RNA of Symbiodinium sp. CCMP2592, 2814 nucleotides long. Lineage: Eukaryota; Dinophyceae; Suessiales; Symbiodiniaceae. The record is from the annotation of a GenBank genome assembly.